ACACGUGGUGUUAAUCUUUAACAGAGUGAACCCGUUCCUCUGUCUGUGGAACAGACUCAGCAGAACCCUCUGUGGACCGGACCGGACCGGACCGGAAGGAGAAAUGUCGGCGCUGAGAGCAGCUAAAACGGCUCUGAGGACGGAGGUGAAACGGAGGGUGGCAGCGCUGGAGCCGGAGGAGAAGCGGAGACAGUCCCAGCUGCUGGCACAGAAGCUCUUCAAACACCCGAAGUACGUGUCGUCUCAGCGGAUCGCUGUGUUCCUCAGCAUGGAGGAUGAGGUGUGCACUCAGGAAAUCAUUGAAGACGUGUUCAGAUGUGGGAAAAGCUGUUUUAUUCCCAGAUAUGAGAGCAGCAGCUCCCACAUGGACAUGUUGAAGAUGGACAGUCUGCAGGACAUGGACACGCUGCCACGGACGUCCUGGAACAUCCGACAGCCUGCAGGAGAGGACGAGAGCAGAGAGGAAGCUCUGUCUGCAGGAGGUCUGGACCUGAUCCUGAUGCCAGGUCUGGGUUUUGACCUGUGUGGAAGACGUCUUGGACGAGGAAAGGGUUUCUACGACUCGUACUUGGAGCGCUGCAGCAGACACCCCAAAGGAAGACCGUACACCUUGGGCCUGGCCUUCAGAGAGCAGCUCUGCUCACAGAUCCCUGUUGGUGACCACGACGUCCUCAUCGAUGAGGUCCUGUAUGAGGACCAGUAGGCGGUCCAGGGUCCAGCACAGAUCCAGGACCAGGAUGUCUGUCUGACUUCCUACAGCUCAGCUGCUGAUUGGGUCUUUCAGUCCCUGUUACCAUGGUAACUACAGAGCCAAUGAUGAGCUUAGAUUUUAAACAGCUGUUAGCAUUUUAACAGCUGUUAGCCUUUUAACAGCUGUUAGCCUUUUAACAGCUGUUAGCCUUUUAACAGCUGUUAGCCUUUUAACAGCUGUUAGCCUUUUAACAGCUGUUAGCCUUUUAACAGCUGUUAGCCUUUUAACAGCUGUUAGCAUU
Austrofundulus limnaeus is the source of this 992-nucleotide messenger RNA. RefSeq names its product 5,10-methenyltetrahydrofolate synthetase (5-formyltetrahydrofolate cyclo-ligase) (gene mthfs). Lineage: Eukaryota; Metazoa; Chordata; Actinopteri; Cyprinodontiformes; Rivulidae. Gene Ontology annotation, molecular function: 5-formyltetrahydrofolate cyclo-ligase activity. The record is from RefSeq and is a predicted model, not a curated record. Gene Ontology annotation, cellular component: mitochondrion. Bases 104 to 703 code for a protein of 199 amino acids. Gene Ontology annotation, biological process: tetrahydrofolate interconversion; folic acid-containing compound biosynthetic process. The transcript is spliced from 3 exons.